This is a messenger RNA of Hydatigera taeniaeformis, 1263 nucleotides long. Lineage: Eukaryota; Metazoa; Platyhelminthes; Cestoda; Cyclophyllidea; Taeniidae. The record is from the annotation of a GenBank genome assembly.
AUGAGCUACUCACGUUGUUAUACGUGCCAAGCUGAUCUCCAAGGCACCGAUUUGCGUGUCCAUCUGCGCUCCGAAUGGCACAUACACAACCUGAAGCGUGUCGCUGCGUCAUUGGUGCCGUUUACCAAAUUUCAGUUCCAGAUGAGACAGUAUUUUCUAGGUGCAUAUACUUGCGCUUCUACGAACAAAAAUGUAUGGCUGUGCAUAAUCACGGCAACACAGGACCAGAUUGAGGGAAUUCGAACAGUAAGCUUCUCUAAACUUUUCUACUCCCUUAUUUGUGACGUUCGCCUAUGUUUAUUACGGCACUUUCAAUGCAGGAAACGCGAAGAAGCGUGCAAGGUGGACGCGAAAGACUCAAAAGACGAAGAUGUGGAGAACAAAAACGUGGAAACAAUUAAUUCAAGUGGGAAUUUCGGACAACCCUUACCAGUUGGUGCCUGCCUCUUUUGUAAUGUCUCCUUCGCAAAUUCCCCAAAAUCGGAGGCUAGUGUGCUACGUCACAUGGAGGAGACGCAUAACUUUGUGCUGCCCUUUUCCGAAAGGCUAUUGGACGGACACGGUUUACUUGCUGAAUUGGGUCGUUUGGUGGGAGAGGAGUUCACUUGCCUUGGCUGUGGUCGAAAGUUCUUUGGUCGCAGAAAGAACAGACACAAGCGCUCACCCUCGCAGUUGCGUGAGGAAGCUCUUAGGGCAGUGCGGAUGCACAUGAUUGACAAAGAGCAUAACUUUCUUUACGUUGGUGAGGAGGAUCCUGUUGUUGUGGCGUUAGCAGUUAAUGAGAUGGUUGGAGGCAGGGAAAGUGAGCAGUCUUUACCCCCAAUUGCCCGCGUUGGCGGAGAGUUGUACAGCCAAUUUUAUGUCUGUGACAAGGCUAACAGAACUAUUGUCUUGCCUGAUAAUGCGGAUGAAGGUGAUGAAGUUUACGAAGUUCGUUUGCCAACAGGAGGUGUUAUAGGGCAUAGACGGUACUACAGGACAGUAUUUCAGCAGAAUGUUGGGUCUUACCUCCGCGAGGCGGCAGAGCAUCAAAAUCGUCUUGCUCUUAUGGCGGGUUGUGAAGGUGCUGGUGGACGUCGGCAUAUCUCUAUCAAAGGUACCAAAUGUGGGACUUUGGCGAACUCUUCGCAUGGAAUUUCGGACGUCCUACGUACUGAGGUUCUUCCUCUUACGUCGACUUUGGUUAGGCGGAGUAAGGAUGAUCUCAAGCUGGGCUUGCGUGGGAACUACUUUCUUCGCGGGCAUUUCCGUCGUCAGUACUAA